Messenger RNA from Dreissena polymorpha, 5188 nucleotides. RefSeq names its product histone deacetylase complex subunit SAP130-A-like. Lineage: Eukaryota; Metazoa; Mollusca; Bivalvia; Myida; Dreissenidae. The transcript has 20 exons. Gene Ontology annotation, cellular component: Sin3-type complex. Gene Ontology annotation, biological process: negative regulation of transcription by RNA polymerase II. Bases 422 to 3322 code for a protein of 966 amino acids. The record is from RefSeq and is a predicted model, not a curated record.
CCUAAUUUAAACACCUCAACUUUACUAGUGCCAUUUAAAGACUGUGCGAUAUUACAUUUCUUUCGAUUUUCUCGUUUCUUGAAAUGCUUGUGUAGCCUUAAACGUACAUUUACAUGAACUCGUUGAAUUAACCAUGCAAAGAUAUCAAAACCGCCAUGAUCGGUAGCUAUGUUUCGUGUUUACAGCAUAUGACCUAAUAACUCCCAAAACAGGUGCUACAGUGUUGUUUGGUACUCGGCUUCUGCUAAAGGCUUUAAUCGAUAGCGAAAACCAAUAUGCGGAACUUCUAACGUCACGUGGUUACAAUGAACCAAUCGAAAAUGAAAAUACAUGACGUCGAGACUUGGAGAGCCAAAUAUCAAUUGAAUAAGUUUUGUGACAUUUUUGCGAUAUAUGCCUCUGUCAAACGCCAGAUUUGCAUAUGAGUCUUAACAAGCCCAACUUCCCAACUACGGGGCAGGGAGCCAACUUCCCAACUACGGGGCAGGGAGAUAGGAGGGUUGAGGAGGCGUCCAAGGAUCUGCUGCGUAUCCCUAAGGGAGUGCAUAUUGCAGCCACUGGCAGUAUCAGUCAGGCAGCACAUGGAUAUCAGGUGCCGAGGACGUUGACUAAGCUAGCUCCAGCUGUGAGCCAGGGUCUGGCGGGGCUUGCCAACAAGCCUGUCCAUCAGAUUGCUAACCUUGGUCAAGCCCUGCACAAAAAGGUGACAGAGAUCCAGAAGGUCCCUUUGACCUUGUCCUCCACAAGUGGCACUAACUCUGCGCAGGCUGCCGGUGGGCUUUCCAACAUCAUACCCGUGCAGUUGAGUGCCCCCUCAGCCACUACCAACAUGAGGGCCGGCGCAGUGCUGUCUGGUGUGGGGCAUCAUCCUAUUCCAACCCAGUUCCAACACUCGGCAACAGGCGUGGUUCGCACCGGGUCCACACUUAACGUACAGCGCGCGCAGCUUCAUUCCGGUAUUCAGACCAGCGCACUGAACCUGCAGGCCGGCCAGAUGCGGAGCGUACGGCCAGGUUUGAUGAGGGCUGCCACUCCCACCACAAACCGACCAGCGUCACCCGCCAUUGGCAUCGGGCAGACUGUGGAGCCGCAUAGGGUCCCCCUCCACAACAUAACGACGACCGUAGGCAGCUCCCCGAGCAUCCAGAUCACUCUGCAGGCCUCCCGUAAUCCCAGCGACAGUGUGGGUAAAACCACUACCACCUUCCAGCCCGGGAAAGUGGCGAUGAAUCAAGCGGUGAAUUUGACCUGUCAGCCCAAGGUAGUUCUCACGCAUUCGCUCACACCCAUGCUGCAGCAUACGACGUUGGCCGCCAAGGGGAACAGAGGUCAGCCCAUGAACACAUUAUCAUCAGCAACAAUGGCAGCAUCUGUAGCCACGGUUACGAUACCCAGCAUGUCAGCUGGUACCACCGUAGCAACAAUACCCAUAGCCAAAGUGCCACCGCAACGCCAGCACCAGGUGGUCACAAGCCACGUGCUGGCCUCGCCCACCCCCGCAGUCACCUCAUCCCACAUGGAUCACCGUGUGGAUCCCCUCCCACACGGCAGCGCGGUCUCCCACCCCCAACCACAGCCUGCGCACUCCCACGCAACUACUGUGGCUCAGCAGUCCACCCCACAAGGUGGCCCUGGUCAGCCUGGCUUGUUCAACCUGCAGUACCGGACAGGGAACCUCCCAGUGACCACAGUGGCCAGUAACUCCCUAUCACACACAGAGGCACGCACGUCGUCGUUGGCUGCGGUCCCCUUCCUGCCCCCGGUGCUCCAGAUGUCCCCUGAGAACCCCUACUACCAGAUGAUGAUGAAGUCUGGAUUGGCUGCUGUGGCCCAGCUCCAUGGUCGCACAACACUGCAGUCAUUGGGCAGAGAGGCAGCCAACUCUCUCCAGGCUUCUCUCAACUCUGUAAGCCAGUCACCAUUGACAGUUGCCACUGCGGUAGGUAGCGCAGGCUCCGUGCGCUACAACCAGAUGAUGGUGGUGCCUGACGCGAUACGUCAUGCUGCUCCACACACCACCGGGGGCUUGACAGCGGCAAUCCAGCUUCAGCCAAGUCAUGCGGAAGUCAAACAAAGUACCACUGUCACCACAGCGCCCAUGUUGCCUCACACAAGUGCCGCUGCCAGCAGUCUGUUUGCUGCAGUGGCAGCGCACCAGAGUCAAGGUCAAGUGUCGCAGAUCGGUCACCCCUCGCCCAACACGCCUAGCUCUACCCCUGUGCAGAAUCCAAACUCAUCACCGCGGCCUAGCAUUCUCAGAAAGAGGACCAACGAAGGCAUCUCAGCUGUGAAGAAGCAGCUAGCGAUGUCGGGCGGUGAUGUUCCGAGCCCGAGACCUGAGUUGAGACUCGACAGCACCCCUGUCUCCAACAUGAGUUCCCCUAAAACACCCGCCUCAGGGCUGAUAAAAGUAGAACACCCGACUCGUGGCCUCCGUGAGUCACCAUUUUCAGAGAGCCAGUCAUCGACGGACACGGCCCUGUCCAGUGAAGCCACCACUCCCACCCAGCCUUCGCACGGCGAGCUGAAAAUAAAGCACGAACACGACGUGCAUGAGAAUGGCUACACUAACAGCACGCCCGAGGCAUCGCCACGGAAACGCCGCAAACAAGUGCUACAGGCUACGGAGGAGAUACGAGACACGCCUGUCAACGUGUUUGACAAGCUGGUAGAGGCCUGCGUGAAACAGGAAGUGUUGGACAAACACGAGGCCCAGCAUGAGGUGGGGGAGGACGACCUUGACAGCGAGGAUGAGGAUGAUGAUGAUGACGACGACUUUGAUGAUGAUCAGAUGGACCUCCGGGAAGAAUACGUUGAUGAUGAUGGUGUGCGAUGGACCCUGGAAAAGUGCCGACCCAACAUCGCCCUGUUGAACUUCUACAGCAUCUCCUGGAAACCCAAAGUGAAUCACUUCAAUAGAUACACUGACGUUAAACCAAAAGACGAGAGAAGACCCACAGUGAAUGAGUUAUCUAAUCAGAAAGGGGUUGUUCAAAAGACUUCGGGCUGGAAACUGUAUCACAUGGCAGCACAGAUAGAGGAUCUGGUGGAGCUAGAGAAGGAACUCAAGAGCACGCUACAGAGCCUGCAGGCGGCAAUUGGUCCAGAGUCACCGAUCAGACACAAUAGUCUCGUGGAGGAGGAGUCGGGGGUCAUACACGAGCUUACUCAGGGUAAUAUUCAGCGCUGCUCGCUGUUGACAGAUCAGCUAAACGAGGCAAAGACUCAGAUGUUAAAAGUACUCGAACAUAAACCAAAAAUCUCAGAAAUCGUCUCAAAGCAUAUGAGCAAACGACCAAUCAAGAAGAAAGAAAGGACGUAGUGAUUGUCACAUGUUUUAUCAUCAUUUACCAUUUAGGGAACACAUUUGUACAGCUCCUAGGAAAAUAUUAACUUUUGAUCAGCAGUUUGAAUAAAAUGUCAGUGUGAAAUUUGACAAAAAUUAUUUUAAGCUCACCUGAGUACCAAGUGCUCAUAUUGAGCUAUUGUUGUCAACUGAAGUCCACUGUCAUGUGUUGGGCUGUCAUCAACUUUUACCUCCUUACUUCUUCAGAGGCCACUUUUUCAGCUAGUAGUGGUAAAACUGGGUUAGAAUUUUUUUUUGCAGUAUCUAUGCCAAGUUAGAUUGUUAUCAUAGGCAUUCAAAAGCAAGUUCAACAGGGCAUUGCUUAGAUGAAACUUUUUGCCUUUCUUCAGUUCUAAAUUCAAGACUUUAUCCUCUUGUUUGAUGAAAUAUGUUUUAAUAAAAUAUAAAAUAGAAGUAAAUAAGGAACAGUGGAGUGUAAAAAAUCUAAAUCAGAUAAACAGCUUUGUUAUCCACCCUUAAAUUGCCACAGAUUUUCCUACAGGUGUGUUUAAAAAAAGGAAAUUAUUUUUUCUAGGGAGUUUUACCAAACAUUCUUCGAGAAGCCUACUGAAGAUCAAAGGUCAUCUUUUGUUUUACAUAUUACGUAUAUCAUGUUAUUAAUUGUGGUUUACCAUUUAUCUAUUUGCUGUUAGAAAAUAGAGUUUUUAUACAGUUUUUACAAGCAAUUACGUUGGAUGACAACUGGUGUAAAAUGGUUUUCUGUCUAUAAGCAAUUGGUUCUUUUAUUAUGUCCCCCUUCGAAGAAGAAGGGGUAUAUUGUUUUGCACAUGUUGGUCCGUCCUUCUGUCUGUCCGUCCGUCCACCAUAUGGUUUCCGGAUGAUAACUCAAGAACGCUUAAGCCUAGGAUCAUGAAACCUCAUAGGUACAUUGAUCAUUACUGGCAGAUGACCCCUAUUGAUUAUCAGGUCACUAUGUCAAAGGUCAAGGUCACAGUGACUCGAAACAGUAAAAUGGUUUCCAGAUGAACACUCAAGAAUGCUUACGCCUAGGAUCAUGAAACUUCAUAGGUACAUUGAUCAUGACUGGCAGAUGACCUCUAUUGAUUUUCAGGUCACUAGGUCAAAGGUCAAGGUCACAGUGACUCGAAACAGUGCAAUGGUUUCUUGAUGAUAACUCAAGAAUAAUUAGGUCUAGGAUCAUGAAACUUCAUAGGUUCAUUGAUCAUGACUGGCAGAUGACCCCUAUUGAUUUUCUGGUCACUAGGUCAAAGGUCAAGGUCACAGUGACAAAAAACGUAUUCACACAAUGGCUGCCACUACAACUGACAGCCCAUAAGGGGGGCAUGCAUGUUUUACAAACAGCCCUUGUUACAAUCCACAUAGUAAUAAUACGAAUAAUAUAGCAAAUUUUCAAGACGUUUUUCCUGUUUUUGAGCAGUGUGUUUUGUAGAAGGAUAUUAAAAUAGUGUGAGUUGUGAUGCAGGUAUGCAAUCACAAAAAUGGUUUGUGAUUAACUUAUUCAUUUAUGAAAAUAAUUGGUUUAAUUGUGAAUGCAAAAAAUUAACUUUGUGAGUAAGCUAUUAUUCCUGUACAUUUGAAUUUGCAAAUAUGAGAAUAUUUAUUUGUACAGCUCUGAAAGUGUGGAAGUGCUCUUCUGUGAAGAUACUUUCUAAGUUCUCGUGUAUUGUUAAUUAUUUCAGUUUUUAAUCGUAAAGACUUGGAAUACAAUCAUUAAUGAAGUACUUUUGCAUUUCUAUGGAGGGUUUCCUCAGCCUGUGUUUAUAUCCACAGCUGCUUGUGUGAUUAAAAUGGAGCUUACUGGGUGACUGUACCUUUGUGGCAGUGAAUAAAAUAUUAACUGAAAAUAUAAUGUGAAACUUU